AAGUGGUCGCUUGGUGAAAACUAAUGUAAACAUUUUAGGUACUGUAAAAAAAUACCAUCCUUUGCAAGACAGGGUUUGAGGCACAGUAGAGUUAUCUACGUUUCUUGAGUCACGGGACACACCCGCUUUUAACGGGACACUAGGACGACAUUAUUUUGGCUCUAGCGUUCUACCUUUUCUAUAAACCUUAAAUACAAACAGCACAGCUGAGACACAAUAAAUAAGUCGGUUCAGUCGUACUUGUAUGCACUAUGUCUACUUCUGUCGAUAUCCAUGCAAAACUGGCAUCCAUAAUAGAAAGGUUUGCCAAAUGUGCGCUGGUAGAAAUGACGAAAAUAAUCGAUAACGACUCCGCGCUUUUACGCGCUGAGAUAUCACGAAGACAAAUGGAGAUCGAGUCCCUUUUGUGUAAACUACAGUUUGCAGAGAGCGAGCUCAGGUCGGCACGACAGGCAGCAUUCCGCCAACCUCCGAAUCUCCGUUCAGUGGGAAUUCAAGUUAGCAACACCUCUAAUCUGCGAGACUAUAAGGAAAGGCAGCGAGACAUGCAUGCGGAUAAUUCAUCUUUCAAUUCAAAGCAGGAUGGAGUUCAACCGCUGCAUGUCAAAGAGGAGAGAACGGAGAUGAAAACAGGGGACAGCAGCAGGGAGGCAGAGGAGAGUCAGGGUUGCUGGGAUGAAGAACAGGAUUCACCUCAUACACCAGGAGAAGGCUGUGAUGACCUUACCAGUGAGGCAAAGCCAGCUGUUAUCUGGGAUUCACCUGUGUCGAGUGAAUUAAAUGUGAGAAGAGCACAGGGACCAGGGGCAUCACAAGUGGCUCCUAACACAAGCCAGGGCCAACGCAUCACGAACACAGCACAGCUAGAUGGCACCACCCAGCUCCGGCUAGGACGGUUCGCCGAAACAGCGGGGGCUGGAGCCGGGGUCGAGGUGGGUCCUGGCCACCAUGCAGCUUCCCUUACUGCCGAGCAGGGCAGUGAUGGGCCAGGCAUGGGCGAGAAGAGCUCGCGGUGUGGCCAGUGUGGCAAGACCUUUACCACCCGCUUCUACCUGAAGAUCCACCAGCGCAUCCACACGGGCGAGAGGCCCUACACCUGCCUGCAGUGUGGCAAACGUUUCUACUGCAACUCACACCUGAUCUCUCACCAGCGUUGCCACACAGGCGAGAAGCCCUACAGCUGUGAGGAGUGCGGCAAGUCGUACUCGCACCUGAACUCCCUCAAACUGCACCAGCGGAGCCACACGGAGGAGGAGGCAUAUGGUUACUGUUGUAAAGAUUUCAGCGAAGAGCUUCGUGAGAGACAACAGAAAAUCGAUGCACUUAGGAGGAAACUCGAGUUAGCCGAGGCCAGAGUUGUCAAUAGACAGGCUAACUGGAGUGGCGAGUAUGGAAUCGCUAGCAUUAUGGACGUCCUAGCCAAAGCUGCAGUGGUAGAAAUUAGUAAACUGCUGGCAAAGGAAGAUGCUGUGGCUUUGCGUUUGGAAAUAAAGCGAAGGGACGAUGAGAUUGAAAAUCUGGUUAAACGUCUCCAGAUGACUGAGGGAGAACUGCACCGCAUGAAAGCCACUGUGAAAUCAUUUGUUUCUGGAAAAUGUUCAGUCGCCGUUCAAGUUGAAACGUCUAGAGAUAUGUUGGGUUAUGGAGGCACUUUCUUGCCUGAUAAUCAGUUCUGUGCAGAGGCUCCGCCACCGUUUAUACCGUGCGAGGAAGCAACUCGCAUCUUGGAAUCCGAUGAGGACCUGGAGUUUGAGAUGAAAAUUGAGCAGGUGGAAGAACCUAAUGACGAGAAGCGCAAACAGACACAGUCCAGCCACAGCGCAGCAGCAGAACAAAACCACCCUGGUUCGGAAUACAGGCUCGAUCAAAGGAGCUCACAGCUCUGGUCGUCUGUCGCUGUGACAGAAAAUGGGAACCAGCAAGAAUUCGGGGAACCGGAGUAUUCUGGUGGUUUCGAGCAACGCAGAAAAGAUUUCCUUGCACAAGCAGAGCAGUAUGCGGCCGCGCAUAUGCUGAUGGAGGACGGCAGCUGCUCCUUAGCGUUUGCCGACAAAGCAAACGUGAACUCGAGCAGUUCAAAGCCCCUUAAAAGCAACAGCCAUGAUGGAGGUGAGGGCGUUUCGGGGGUAAAGGAGACUGUCGCCGUGCAGCAGGCGCGGAGGGCUGCGGCGGCGGCACCACCAAAGCCGAAGCCGCGCAAAGCGUCCCACGCGCCGUCUGUAGCGAACGACAAGCGCGCACACCCGACAAGCGCGGGCGCGCUCGCGCAGCUCCUGCCGGACGCUCGGGAUCACGGCAGCGCCCGGUUUAAAAUCUACCCCUGCAGGGAGUGCGGGAAGCGCUUCACGCAGAGGAACCGUUUAGUGUCCCAUCAGUGGGUGCAUACAGGCGAGAGGCCGUUCCGUUGUCAGAUUUGCGGCAAGAUGUUCUCCAGACACGACAACUGCCAGAGACACGAGCGCCUGCACAGCUAUUGUUACUGCUUUGUAGUUCCUGGUUGUGCAGUUGUAUUUUCAAACAGGCAGCUAAACGUAAUUUUAGGGUCAUACAUGAAGUAUUGUUUUAGACAUUUUACAACACAAAGUGUCACUUUUUCAAUUGUAUUUUUAACAGUAGACAUGGCACCCGUAGGAGUGUUGCAGUCGCAGAUCACUGCUAUACUAAAUGUAUUGACGAAAGCAGCGGUGGCUGAAAUUAGCCAGCUUAUUGAGGAGGACAGUGUCGUUUUACACCUUGAGAUAAAGCGGAGAGAGGAUGAGAUUGAAGGGCUGAAGAAACGUCUACAGCUGACUGAGAAAGAACUUAAGAAAGUGCAAGCUAAAGUGAUAGCUGAUGCCGACAAAUGUUCGAUCGGUGUUCAAGUCGAAAUGUUGGAUACAGAUUUGAUCGCAUAUGGAGAAGAACCACCGCCUGGGAACCAUAUUGAAAUAUUUAAUACGAGUUUAGUGAGAGAGCUCAAAGAAGAGAAACCUCAGUUGUCUCACAAAAUGGGGACACCUUCACACCACAUGACUAAAGAGCGACAGGCCCCUCCCACACAUGUAUCAGAGUCUAGCAGACAAGAUCAGGUACGUGAUGAAGAAGACUUUAGUGGACUAGAGUUUGAAAUGAAGAUUGAGCAGGUCGAAGAGCUUGUGGAUCAGGAACUGAGCCUGCCAAGAGCAGAUUACAGGGUGGUAGAUCCAAACACUAGCUCUGAGCACAAAGCAGAUCAAAGAGACACUCAUCUGUGGUCUUCUGCAGAUGACGACACAACAAAUGAUUUUGGUGUGCCUGACGGCUGUAUUGUACUAGAGCAAUAUGAUCAGCUUCCCACAGAGGACUGUAUAGCACCCAUGUUAAAGGAUCCUCCAAACACACAAAGUGAUGUUACCAGUAAACAUGUUGAUUCCUUUAGAUCUGUGCCUGUUCGAAUGGAGAGAGCAAUGCACUACGAAGGUGGCACAUUACCAAAAGACACAGAAUAUGGGCAGCUGGGAGAUAAUCUGAAUCAUAUGACAUCCCAAAGGCAACAAGCUCAGAGCUCCUCCCAUCUGCCGUCCAAUGCCAGCGGGAAGCCGAGACACUCGUUUGGUGCCAUUCCACGCCCUCACACGCACAUACCCUCCGGCUGCCAUGCACCACCUCCACCCCCCAUUCUUCCCUUGCGUGGAAGGGCCCCAGUGGUCCACAUAGGCUCAAAACCCUUCCGCUGUGAGGAAUGUGGGAAGGGUUUUACCCAGAGGACGCGCCUGAUAACGCACAAGCGCAUCCACACGGGCGAAAAACCAUACCAUUGCCAGUUGUGCGGGAAGAUGUUCUCCAGACAAGACAACUGCCUCAGACAUGUGCGUCUCCACAGCGGACAGAGAUGGUAAUGAUGUGUCCAGCGCUGGUAGACAACCCCCUUUCCCCAGUAAUAUUGGACUUGGUUUCCAAUAAGAGCAACUGCCAUAAGAAGAACAAUGUUCUGUUCUGUAGGAAUAUUUUAUAGAAUUUUGUGUUGUCUGUUCUCUGGGUCAGCUGGUUUACAUACGAGAGCUUCAAUAGAAUUGAAUUGGGUGGGAUUCAGUCAGAAUAGUUACUUUUUUGUCAUUGUAAAUGUUGUCAUGUAUAAAGUAAUUCACUUUUGGUGUUUAUCUAAGACAGUGGGCUGUGUUUGAGUGUGCUAAGAGUUGUAUGCAGGGUUACAACCUAUACACGUUUAGGACUUUUGAAUGCCUUUUUAAAAAUUUAUGCAUGGGCAAUUUGAUUUGUGCAAGGUUGUGAAUGCAGCAAAAUAGAGGCUCCUGUAACUAAGCUGCAAAGCAGCGUGUUGUUUUUGUGGAACAGAAAACAUUGCAUUAUGAUCCCUGAAGACCUGUCUGAGCUCACCACAGACAUUUGAUUCCUUGUUCAGGCACCAAUGAUGCAAACUGGAAUCGUGCAGCACUUAGUGUCAUGGAAUUAUUUCCUUUCAUAAAUAGAGUUAUGAUUACAGUUGUUAAGGUGACAUGGUUAGUCAUGAGGUAUGAUUGGACAGUAACCUCACCAUAGAUGUUUUUAGCAUUUGGAAACUUGCAUAUAUUUAUCAUUAUGAUAGUGUGUGCGCUUCCUGUGACUUGAACCCAUGGACUAAGUGUUUCCAGCAGCUUGCUCUGCAUGGUGAGCUACAGAGGAAUCACUGACUUUGUCAUAAUACCAAUUAAAAUGCAUUGCAUCUC
This is a messenger RNA of Electrophorus electricus (electric eel), 4682 nucleotides long. The record is from RefSeq and is a predicted model, not a curated record. Lineage: Eukaryota; Metazoa; Chordata; Actinopteri; Gymnotiformes; Gymnotidae.